Molecule: messenger RNA, 1983 nt
Organism: Hippopotamus amphibius kiboko
Lineage: Eukaryota; Metazoa; Chordata; Mammalia; Artiodactyla; Hippopotamidae
Gene: ATF3
Product: activating transcription factor 3
Exons: 4
Coding region: 197-742 (181 amino acids)
Biological process (GO): regulation of transcription by RNA polymerase II
Cellular component (GO): nucleus
Molecular function (GO): RNA polymerase II cis-regulatory region sequence-specific DNA binding; DNA-binding transcription factor activity, RNA polymerase II-specific
Source: RefSeq, a predicted model, not a curated record
GGCGCGCACUGCACAGCGGUCUCCCCGCGCCGCCGCCCCAGCGGACCCGCCAGCCCGCGCGCCGGCCGUGCGCCCUCGGUGCUCGCCCGCCGGCCCCACAGACAGACAGCCCGACCCCGCCCCGACCCCGCCCGCCCUCUGGACCCUGGCCGCCCCGAGUGGAGACAGGAGGUGAGCGCUGGAAGCCUACGACAAAAUGAUGCUUCAACACCCAGGCCAGGUCUCUGCCUCGGAAGUCAGUGCCUCUGCCAUCGUCCCCUGCCUGUCCCCUCCUGGGUCACUGGUGUUUGAGGAUUUUGCUAACCUGACACCCUUUGUCAAGGAAGAGCUGAGGUUCGCCAUCCAGAACAAGCACCUCUGCCACCGGAUGUCCUCGGCGCUGGACUCGGUCACCGUCAGCGGCAGACCCCUCGAGAUGUCAGUCACCAAAGCCGAGGUAGCCCCUGAAGAAGAUGAAAGGAAAAAGAGGCGACGGGAAAGAAAUAAGAUCGCAGCUGCCAAGUGCCGAAACAAGAAGAAGGAGAAGACAGAGUGCCUGCAGAAAGAGUCAGAGAAGCUGGAGAGUGUGAAUGCUGAACUGAAGGCCCAAAUUGAGGAGCUCAAGAAUGAGAAGCAGCAUUUGAUAUACAUGCUCAACCUGCACCGGCCCACGUGUAUUGUCCGGGCUCAGAACGGGCGGACUCCAGAAGAUGAGAGAAACCUUUUUAUCCAACAGAUAAAAGAAGGAACGCUGCAGAGCUAAGCAGCCAUGGUAUGGGGGCAACUGGGAGAGUCCUCAGCGAAUCCUCCUUUUACAUCCGAAACCCUGAAGCCAUUGGAGAUCUGACUUCCUGUGCACCUCUCGAAUCCUGGCAGCAAGGAACCAUCAGGGCAGGAGGGCCCUUGGUGACUCAGCUGGGCCUUUCCACUCAUCUCCAGAGUGGACUUUGGACCUGGGCAAGGGCAUCUUUUGCCUCAACUCCAGGAUUUAGACCUUAACAUCCUGGCCAUCCUUGGAUUCUCCAGAAGGCCCCUGGUUAGGGUCCUGCCUGCCUUUCAUCUGGAUUCUGCAAUAACCAGGACUCCCACCAUUAGGAUUCACGCGAAUAAGUGUCUGUACCUUGGGUGCGUGGGGUGGGGCCACCUCCUCCGCUGCCACUGCCACUGUCACUUGUAGGGGACGUGGCGUGAGAAUGGCAUUUCGUGAAGUUGUGCAAUGGCCAGGGUUGUGCUUUCUAGCAAAUAUGCUGUUCUGUACAGGAAUUACUGUGUGCAAGGAGUUCAUUUCAAAACUAGGCAUUGUGCUCUUCUGAGGUUUGCGCCACACAACACCGCUGUGACUUUUUCGUGACUUUCCUCAGAUCUGGUUUCUGAGAGUCUGGGGGGGGCGUUAUCAGCACAUGCAGUGUCUUGCAAAGUGUUCACGUGGCCAGAAGAGCUUGUCAGCCCCGGGAGAAGAGAACUGUGCCGGCCAGCACUGAGUGCAGUCUUGUGCCAACAGAGAAGGCCUCUUCCCCUUGGCACCCAGGCACCUCUGUUGAAAACUCAGUUAUAAUGUCACAGGAAGAAAGCAGAUACAGAGUCCAGCUUCCAAAGGGUUAGGAUUCUCUGCUCAGUGACUUAGGUCAGGAAUUUUUUCUAGGUCGGAAGAGCCAAAGAAUAUUCCACUUUCCUUUUCUUGUGGUUGGAACCACAUUCGGUGAAGAUGCAUUUGAAGGCAGGUGAUGCCCAGGCUUUAGCAUUAUUAAAUGUUAACGGCAUUGUUUCUGUCAUGCAGAUGUUUGUAGAAGUCUGGCCCACAGCAUUUAUAGCUGUGAGACAGUCACUCACACUGGCCACUGGCUACUGUCUGUUUCAAUUCUGACGUUUCUGUGAAAUCCUCAGAGUGUUUAAUCCUACUUAGUAGUAUCAUUACAAUUUUCUGUAAGAGAAAAUAUUACUUAUUUAUCCUAGUAUUCCUAACCUGUCAAUGUAAUAAAUAUUGGAACCAAGACAUGGUGAACU